Messenger RNA from Gongylonema pulchrum, 945 nucleotides. NCBI's taxonomy places the organism in Eukaryota, Metazoa, Nematoda, Chromadorea, Rhabditida, Gongylonematidae. The record is from the annotation of a GenBank genome assembly.
AUGAGUGGGAAAGGUGCCAGCGAUACUCACGAUGAUCUUAUGGAAGCAAUAAAGAAGCUGAAGACAAGUGCGGUGCAAGCUGUUGGAGAAGCAAAUGCAUUAUCGAUGCGAGCCGAAGGAUAUGAGCUGUAUGCGAGCUUUCCAGCCUAUGUAAAUCUUAUGACCGAGCAACAACGGAGAAUCACUGUCCUAUAUGAAGAUUUUCCAAUUUUUAGGCUACGUAAGGUGCUGCGAAAUGCAGGUUGUCGAUCAGUGGUACCAAUGCGAAUCGAUGAUCUGGAUGAGCUGCUUGAGCGAGUUGUCGAAGCAAACGACAGCAUCUGUGAUCGAGCAGGUAUUUUGUUGGAUUCGUUGCAAAGAGCGGGAAGUUUGGAAGAGGUGGUCGUACCGCAACAUGUCCUCGAUGCCGAAAGCACUGCGGCAGCCGCUGGCUCGGCUUUAAGCUUAUUUGAAAGGCAAGGACGCUAUGCCGGUCUUUUGCAGCGCCUUCAGUCUCAUCACAAGGACAGUCCAGCAGUUCUCAGUGCCCAGUCUUUGCUGCCAGUAGUAAAAGAGAAGCCGCAGGUGGUGUACGGUAUCCAAGUGGAUAACAGCAACUCGGUGUUCAAGCCAAAGCUAAGGGAGAAACAUCAUGCGCAGGAAAUGCAGCCUGAGAAUCUGAAAAUUAUUGACAACGAUGCAGACCCGGAGUCUAUUCCUGCGAGGCAGCUUGUUUCUGGUCCAAUUGCUCCACUUAAAAAACUGUCGGAUACCGAACUGGUCUACAUUCCUGCGAGGCAGCUUGUUUCUGGUCCAGUUGCUCCACUUAAAAAACUGUCGGAUACCGAACUGAUCUACGUGGAUACGGCGGAAAAAUUGGCCAAUUUAAGGGACAUCUUAAACAGUGAAAAGGAAUUCAGCGUCGAUUUGGAGGUAUGCUCGCUCCACCAAUCUGAUUCGAAAUAA